Molecule: messenger RNA, 3359 nt
Organism: Varanus komodoensis (Komodo dragon)
Lineage: Eukaryota; Metazoa; Chordata; Lepidosauria; Squamata; Varanidae
Product: zinc finger and SCAN domain-containing protein 16-like
Exons: 4
Coding region: 264-1712 (482 amino acids)
Source: RefSeq, a predicted model, not a curated record
AUAGCCCGCAGCAGCAACACUGGCUAAAGUUGCAUUCUCAAGACCACUAAACACAGAUCAGUGCUACACCCUUCAGCCACCCUGCCGUGACUUGUGCACAGUGUACGCUGCGGGGCAGAACUUAAUUUCAGCCAGGGCUCCCACCGCAGCUUGGCAACCCACCCCAUUAAGGAAUUUUCCCAUCUCUUAGCGCUCCCCUGUUGGCAAAUUGGUCAUUGAAAACCCAAGCAGAAGUCCGUGGAAGCGCAAAAGCUGCCCCAAGGAUGAGGAGGAAAAUGGCAGCAAAGCGGAACAUGGCCCAAUAUCUCCAGUGUCAGGCACCAUUGGAGCAACGAGUGCAGCAAUCAGUGAAAACGGAAAAGGAGCCAGACCCAACUGGCUCCGACUCACUGGGAAUAUCAGAGGGUUCUGUAAAAACCUAUCGAAUUGUGCAGGUGGGAACUGCUGGAGGAGGCCUAAGGUUGGUGACACCUCAGCAAACUAGGAGUGAACGUCUGGAGGCUCCCCAGCGCUGGGAGAUCCAGGGACAGGAGUUACCAACCCCAGAGCUCACACCCGUCCAGUCCCCGGCAUGGAGAAAUCUGCAAGUGCCAGAACUCACGCUGACAGAAGAUGUGGAGACCUACUUGGCUACCUUUGAGGAUGUGGCUGAAGCCUGCAAAUGGCCAAAGGAGCAGUGGGUGACCCGGUUGGUGCCAGCUCUCAACGGAGCUGCACUGCAGGCUUACAAUAGCUUGGAUCCUAGAGAGAGUGGGGAUUAUGGGAAAGUGAAAGCCGCCAUCUUGCGGGAAGAUGCUGUCAGCCUGGAGAGGCAGCGCCAGAGCUUCAGGCACUUUCGCUACCAAGAGGCCGAGGGACCCCGAGAUGUCUGUGCUCGGCUGCGUGGGCUCUGCCAUCGCUGGCUGGAGCCCGAGAGCCGUAGCAAGGAGCAGAUCGUGGAGCUGCUAAUCCUGGAACAGUUUCUGACCAUUCUGCCAGAGGACAUGCAGGACUGGGUCCAGGAGUAUCGCCCAAAAACCUGCAUCCAGGCAGUGACCCUGGCAGAGCAUUUCCUGCUAAAGCAGCAAGAGGGUGAAAGAUGGGAUCAACAGGUGCUGGGGCCAUAUGUGCUUGAGGAGGCCGUGAGUUUCCCAGAAAAUGAACAAGUACCAUUGGAUACCAGGCAGAUGAUGCUCUGCAGAGAGGCUAAGGAAGAAGUCAAUGAGAACUCCACCUCCCUUGCAGGUGAGGAGAUCCAGGCCAAAAACGAGGAAGAGUUUCUAGUACAGGAAAAUACGAAGAGGCAGAGAAGCCGGCUUCUGCCCGACUUGCAGCCAACCCAGUUUUCCCGCCAGAAUGCCGACAGGCAGCCAGUGGUUAACAAGCAGGCCAUUCACAAGCAAGAUGCUCUCUUCCCCUGCCCCGAGUGUGGAAAGAACUUCUCUCGUAAAUCCACCCUCACCAGACACCGGAGGGUGCACACGGGCGUCAAGCCCCACCAGUGUACUGAAUGCGGGAAACGGUUCUUGCACAAGUUCAACCUGGUGAACCAUAUGAGAACCCAUGUGCGGGAGGAGUCGAGCCGUUGCGGGUUGUGUGGGAAAAAUGCAAAGCGGAAUUCGGGCCUAGGGGGCCAAGAGAGGAAGGCUGGGUGUUGCGAAUGCACGGGAAGCUUUGAGUUGCAGUAUGACACAGAGCAGAGAAUGCCCGAGACAGGAGAGUCUUUCAGCUGAUUCGGAUGAAGUGGGGACAAAAAAUGUAGCUGACUUGAUUGUAGGCAGAAAUUUUUAGGAAAUCCCCUAACUGUAGGGAAUUGGUGUUUGCCCUGGAACUUUCUACAAGCCAGAACACACUUCCCUAACCAUGAUCGGAGCAAAGAACACCUUCAACUGCUCAAUUUGGUUACGUGUUUAUUUUUUUUUUCUUCCCCUUUGCUUGUUUGUUAAUUUGCAAAAGCAUAGAGCAAGGAAAAGAGGGGAGGGAUGGUCUAAUACAUUUACAAUAUGAGAUAGGUCCUUAUAAGAGAGCACAAAGAUAGGCAAAGAGCUUUGAUGUGUCCAUCACACAGGACCUGUAACCAAAAUUAAUAGGAAUUCCCCUUCGGAAAAAUACCAGCAUGUGAUUGAAUGGCAUCUGCUCAUAUGCCUUUCUCAACUGACCUGAGUAGGUUGGGCUAUAAUUUAUGGAUAACUGAUUUCAUUCUGGAAUAACAGAAUACCUGCUUUUGAGGAAAGCGGGUCUUACCAGGAGCGACACAGUCCAAGGCACAUUCAGACAAAGAAAAGGUCCUCCAACUCCCAGCAUUCUCCAGCCAGCUGUGCUUGUACAACUUGUCUGCCUAAACAUGCAUAGGAUUGCACUCUUGUAGGAUAAUUGGAGUAAUGCUGUUUAUUUCUGCCUUUCCCAACCUGGUGCCUUCCUGAUGCAUUUUACAUCUGGAUGUGUUUCUAUUACAAGCUCGGUAUGUCUUCAGUGGAUGUUCCUGGAACAGUAUGUGAAUGGAUGUGAUCCCAUCAUAUUUUGCAAAUCACUAUAGUCAGAAUUUUGCUGGUUUGAGGCCAACUCCCCAGUAACGUGUGAUGGAUGCUCACCUCACAGGCCUUCGAUCGAGUGCCUCCAUAGUGCCCUUUAGCAUGACAGAUUUGAUACUGUAAUAUGGAUGAGAAUUGUCACAUGGACUGUCAACUUUCCUUUGCAUUUUGUUUUGAACAGUGGCUCGAUAAGAAGAAUUUACAAGGAUAUUUCUUGUCCACGUGAAUGUUUCCAUUAUAAUUAUUUGUUUCAGGAACCCUCCCACCUCUACUCUUAGAGGUGUGGGUUCCCCCCUCCCCAUCCAUGAAUUUGCCUUUCCCUUAACCCACCUGCCUUUAAAAAAAAAAAUAAACUAUUGCAAGAGUCUAGGUAAAAUCCAAAGAACUGUCUUGCUCUAGCUUACUUUAUAUGCCCAAGGGAACUUUGGGCUUGUGUUUGUUGAAUGGCAGCUUUCUGUACCACAAGGCACAUGGCUUUUGAAAUAGUGAUGACUUUUAAAGAGCAGUUUGUGAUAAGAAAUGGGAGGCAUACUAUUCAAAACUGGGUGGAGAGAGUUUUUUAAAAAUCCCACUGGGUAGUAUUUUGGAUCUCUGUACAUGCCUGUCAAACACAUUUCAAGGCUAACACUACUCAUUUUUAACCCCUGUAUAACACUGUUGAUAUACCAAAAUUGCAUGUUUGGGAUUUUGCAACAGUUAUAACUGCAAAUGUAAAUGUUAGAUUUUUUUUUAAAGAAAACAGUAAUUGUUUUUGUAAAAAAUUUUUAUUAAAGCUUUAUUUUUUUGUAGUUUGCACAUUAAAAAAGUUUAAUGUUGUAAUAAGAAUUCAAAUUCCUCCUGUUCCAACUU